Molecule: messenger RNA, 1188 nt
Organism: Rotaria sp. Silwood1
Lineage: Eukaryota; Metazoa; Rotifera; Eurotatoria; Philodinida; Philodinidae
Source: the annotation of a GenBank genome assembly
CACUUCAAGCUCUACAAAAAGAACUAUUUAUUAUCUUUUUUUCUUUCUUUUCAUGUUUGCAAAAUUUGGCUUUCUUUACACUUAUGAACUCGUACAUGGAAAUCUCCUUCGAAUUUCGAAAGCUUAACAUUUCAGAUAUUAGAAAUAAUUAUCGACACAAAAGAAUUCUUACAAAGUUCUUUUCUUGAAGACUAAGUUACGAAAAGUACUUUCUUGCGCAUGAGAGACAAAGAUCUCUUCAACAAUGAAGAUUCAUUUUCUUUCUUUAUUAUAGUUAUUCCCAAUAUUCCCAUCGAUGCUCAAUGGUCACAAAAUGGAAAGACCGUUGCUGGAGAUAAUGGAUGCGGCAAUGCCACAAAUCAACUCGCGGAUCCUGGCGGUCUCUUCGUUGAUGAUGAUCAAACGAUGAUCAUUGCUGACUUCUGGAAUGAUCGCAUCGUCCAAUGGAAGAUGGGUGAUACGAAUGGACAAGUCGUAGCCGGCGGCAAGGGCCAAGGAAAACGAUUGGAUCAAUUGAAUGAGCCAAUCAAUGUGCUCAUCGACAAAGAGACUGAUAGUCUCAUUAUCUGCGAUUGUAGAAAUCGACGAGUCGUACGAUGGUCUCGUCGUAGUGGCACAACUCAAGGAGAAAUCCUCAUCGACAACAUCGUUUGUCGGGGAUUGUUCAUGGAUGAUCAGAGAUAUCUCUACGUCUCUGAUGUCGAAAAACAUGAAGUCAGUCGAUAUCAAAUAGGAGACAAGAAUGGAAUUAUCGUAGCUGGUGGAAAUGGCAAAGGUGCUGGUCUCAAUCAACUCAACUUUCCGGCCUACAUAUUUGUUGAUCAACAACAGACUGUUUACGUGUCAGACAACAACAAUCAUCGUGUCAUUAAAUGGAAUAAAGGUGCAAAAGAAGGCACUGUCGUCGCUGGAGGUCAAGACAAAGGAAAUGCUCUCACACAAUUGUCAAAUCCUACCGGACUUUUCGUCGAUACGUUGGGUACCCUCUAUGUGGCAGACAACGUGAAUCAUCGAGUAAUGCGUUGGCCUAAAGGAGCAAAACAGGGUACUGUUAUUGUGGGUGGAAAUGGUGAAGGAGCAGGAGCAAAUCAAUUUCAAUAUCUCCGUGGUUUGUCCUUCGAUCGACAAGGCAAUCUCUAUGUCAUCGAUUUUUAUAAUAAUCGUGUUCAAUUUUUUUCAAUUCAAUAA